Strongylocentrotus purpuratus (purple sea urchin) is the source of this 9108-nucleotide messenger RNA. Its product is annotated as ras association domain-containing protein 1. NCBI's taxonomy places the organism in Eukaryota, Metazoa, Echinodermata, Echinoidea, Camarodonta, Strongylocentrotidae. The transcript is spliced from 9 exons. The coding region runs from base 798 to 1973 and encodes 391 amino acids. Gene Ontology annotation, biological process: signal transduction. The record is from RefSeq and is a predicted model, not a curated record.
UACAAACAUCAAUGUAUUGAUCAACCCUCUAUUGUAUGAAACAUAUGUGUCCUCCAAAAUAGAUUGAAAAGUCUAUAGAUACAGGUGACAAGAGAAUACAAGGGAAUACAAGGGGUGAUGCAAUAAGUUCCAUGUUGGCAAUAUCGAGUGAUGACUCACCCAUCAACCAUCCUCGUUACUUUCUUUUGUUUGCAGCUCGUUGGAGCAGUGCACCCAGCAGUGAGCAUAAUAAAUUUAUGAUAAUACAAUUCUAAUGAUAUGAAUUGGCCCUUGCUCUUGCAUUGAAUUCUGGGAAAUGUAGUGAUGAGUCAUACCCCAGUAGUGAAUAGACAUGAGAGGUGUAUGAAUAAACAUAAGAUAGAAUUGACUCAUGAAUAUGCAUGAGGGUUGUAAAGUGAGGAAUUGGCCAAUGGCGAUUGAGAGUGCAUAACACACCUCCAAUUCUCAUCUGCAUGAUGAGAAUCAGGAAGCUGUGAUUGGUUAUGUGAUAAAACACCCACUGGGCAUGCUCAGUUGAGGGGUAAUUUUAUGCUGUUGGCAAUGGAAGAAGAGAAGUCAACGAGAGGAGUGGGUUGUGAUGUUUUGAAUGGUAUUGGAUAUCAGAUCGGAAGUGUGCGUGAAUGAGAGUAGUUCAGGUUAUCACAUGCUGCUAUCUAUCCAUGUGUCAGAAAAGUGUAUCAGGCCACAAGAAGGAGUUUCAUAGAUAGCUAUCAAAUACCACAUCCUCUGAAAUAAAAUUUCAUUUGGUUAAAAGAUUUCAUCAGAGUUUCAUCAAAUUGAUCAAAACAUCUACCAAAAUGAUUCUAAAACGCAUCGGAUACGCUUUUGGUCUCGGCACGUUCAUCUCGAUGUCGAGUUGGCUGGUGAAAGCCAAAGAGGGUUUUUGGUCUUCGUUCGUAGACUGGAUUGGGACGGUCAAUUCCUGGCACUGGGAUGGAAUCUCGGGAUCCAAGAACCAGCUAGAGCUCCCAUUCCAAUAUCUGGAUCCAGAGAAAGGGACCCUUGGUCUUGGUUCAACAUGUGUAAUGACCGAAGCGACCAAAGAUGCGUGGUUGUACUGGAAUCCAGUCUGGAGAGGAAAUUCCAAUAAUACCUCACCUACAACCUUUCCAGAUUGUAAAUACACAUGUCACUACAAGUGCUUGAAUGAUGUGGGACUGGACUGUAUGGAGUCACCGGAGCUGCGGAAAGACACUCCAGACCACUCGCCGCAGCACACUCUAGUCUCAGUAGAGGACAUAGAGAAUGAGUUAGAGAGCUUUGUAUUCCUGACGAGGGAGGAGUUAGAACCAAAGAUUGACAAGUUCAACACGCUGAGGACUCAGAAGAGUGAAUCACUCACACUGAAUGAGGAAGGGACUCUGUUCAGUGGCCGAGUGACCGUUAACAUCAACCUGGCCAGACCGGUUAGUGUGAGGACAGGAUGCCCGCUACCGGACAUCUGUGUAAGCACGCUGAAGCAGUAUGAGCACAGCAUUGAUACCAACAAGAGACGAACCACCUUCUUCAUGCCAAAGGCUACCUCUCAGGAGCUGAACAUUACCUGCUACACCACGGCCCAGGAUGUGAUCAGGAACGUCCUAGCGGGACUUCAGCUCAUAGACAACCCCAGGAAGUUUGCCCUCUUUGAGAGGACAGAGCACAAUGGAGAAGUGUUCAUGAGGAAGAUGGUGGAUGAAGACAGACCUCUCUACAUGUGCUUGUCCUGGACUUCAGCCACCGGCAGUAAGAGGUUUGAGCUACGAGAGAACGAGACUGGAGUUAUUGAGUGGGAGGCGUUCACGGUCCCGGAGCUCCAGAACUUUCUGCGGAUCCUAGACAAGGAGGAGGAGGAGUACAUCCAGGCGGUCCGACGCAAAUACAUCAAGUACCAGACUCUCCUACAGGACACUGUAGACUCCACCACCUCCACCACCACCACCCAGCAGCAGAAGCAGAGUGCUCCCAUACACCAGAAGCAGAUCAGUGCUUGAAUGAAUGAAUGAAACUCAUCCAGGCCAGGGAGCUGAAGAGGGAUCCAGAAGGAGAACUCUCAUCCUGAUCCUUAUCUUUCUGUAGCAUCAAAUGGCUUAGUUUAUAGAGGCAUACUGUAGAUCAUUCUUGGGGUGGUGAUGGGGAGGUUGUAUGUACUGGGUAAAUAAUAGUGCGAGAAAAUGGUGCGGAGAAAAGGUGACUGAAAAUAUACAUGGAUAAAUUCAUGUCGAAAUCCUUUUCUCAUUCCUCAAAAAAAAAAAAAAUCAUACUAGGAUAUGGUGUAGGGUUUUAGAGGCUACAAUAAAAAAGGAGAAAAGUGACAAGGACGUAGUGGCACUUUGUGGAAUUUGAGAUCAGACCUAACAAUUGAAAUGAUCAAAAAGAUAGUGAUUAGUUAGAAAUAACAAAAUAAAAAAUGACCAAUAGAAGCAACAUCAGAGUCUUGAAAGAAUUCUUGAUGUGAUGCAGGAAUUGUUGGAUGGACUUGUUGAAUGCCUGCUACAUUUACCAAUUAAAAUAGAUUAUUAGCAGCUCUAGGUUAUGUGAUAUGGCUCUAGUUAGUUCCUUAUCGUACUCUACAUAGAAAAAACCCUGCUAUAUAUACAUUGUAGGUCUCUUCUCUCUCCUUUGUGUGCCACUUGGGGUCAUUGGGUAAAAAAGGAAAUUAGUUUGUAGUCUUUCCCGAUUGGACCACUGGAUGUUUAUAUUUUAUCUUAUCUUCUUGGAAUGUGGAAUGAUGACAAAAAGCAAGGAUUAUCCCGAAUUCUUUAAGAACUUAUGAAAUUAAAAAAAGCUUAAUUUUGAUGGUGUGUUGGAUGUAAUGCUGAGACCUUCAAUACAAAAAAAUUGAAACCCAGUUUACUGUAAACAAAAAAGAGAAGUCAAGUCUGCUGGGGUAAACAAAUCAAAACUGGAUGUAUUAGCUCUUAAAUGGAUUCAGUAUUUAUUAAAUUGUUACUCUUUGUUAAAAAAAACGAGGGACUGUACCUUACAUAGGAAAAGAAAUAUUGAAAACUGAAGAAAAGUUCUUUCAGAAUAUAGAAGGAAGGAUUUUCCUUGCUUUCUGCAUGCAGCUUGACUGCUUACAUACUGUCAUGAACUCAUGAUGAUGUACAUAAAAUGUGUUGAUAAACAAGAUGUGCAUAUUCUAUCACAACAUAUCGCAGAGACCAAAAUAACAUAUGGUUGUGUGUACAUAAUGAUCAUCUUGUGCAGGACACAGAUAACAUGCCAUCAAACUUGAACCAGUUAGCCCAAAGCUAUCCUAAACAUUCCUCUUCAAGAAACAUCCACUUUAGAAGUAAGUCUCUUACUUUCCAUCUGGGGAAGAAAUAAGAACGGGAAGAAUUCACAAAGUUUGUGAUUUGAGGAUACACCAUAGGAAUGAUAUUCUUUUAGAUAAAGUUUGCUGUGUUAGAUUGCAUUCUUCUGUAUCAGUAUUGUGUAGAGGUAUCUAUGAUAUCGUGCUGAGUUUGCUGCUAUUCAUACAAAGGCAUUGUGGGAGUGCAUGAAUGACUGCACUCAAAGCUCUGAUAACCAUCAUUAUAAUCCUCAUAACGUCAUAGACAUAGUCAGGGAUUUGUUGCCUGUCACACUGAGGAUUUUCAUGCCAGACUGGUCACAAUAUGAACCCACACAUUUAUUGAAAGAAAAAAAAAAGAAUAUUGGGAUUUUUAUUUUUUAAAAGACCCCCUCUUUUUUAAAUCUUUUUUUUUUAAUCCUUGAGUGCAAGAAAUAACAAUAUGGCAGUAUCAAAAACUCUCACUUUGCCUUCAUUGUGAUAUUAGCAGACCUCUUCUUUCACAUUUUAACCAAUCUGUAGUUUUUAGCACUCUGUGUACUUGCUGUGUUUGUGUGAGGAAAUCAAAGCCUGUUUGAUUUUUAUCUGUGUGUGGAAGGCUCUUUAGGGCUCCAAUGACAUAAUAUGAUUGCAAUUGUGUAUUGAAUCUCUUGAUGACUAUGUGUGUUUAGGACAUAUUGUAAGGAUUUAUUUUUAUAUUUUGUCAGGAAAGUGCAUUAACUAUUAUUUCUGUAAGGUUUUAGGAUAUACUAUGUUGUAUUUUUUAAGUUAUUAGGAAUUAAGGUACAUUGACUGGAGACCAAUGAGGCUUUUGUUGAGCAUCAAUAGCAGGGUGUCUAAACUUGAGCAUAGCUAGCAGGAGAAAAGUGUUUCUUCACAAUCUACUGUGAUAUUUUACUUCUCUAAAUAUCAAAAUUGUUGAAGAUUUGUCCUGUUGGUGCUAAGUAGGAUCAAAACUAUUCUUAUAUAGGACCAAGGCGGUAAUAUAUUCAGGGAUCUAUUAUGUGUUCAGACAUUAGAAAUAUUAAGAGUUUAUGUUUCAGGUUGACGUGCUUAUACCUUGUAUGCCUUUUCUACGAACUGUGUUCUCAUUGCUACAGAUCUUUAAGACAUAGGUAUCCAUGUCAUAUAGUGUAUGAUCGGUGGAUAGGCAUUGUCUUUGGACUGUGCUCACUAUGCCUGUGCAGCAAUGGAGCAGUUUAUAAGAGUAUGGCAGUGGGGAUAGCUCUAUGUGCUGCACUCAAAUCACAUUGUAUACGGUUGAAGAUGUGUUUUGAUCAUCUUUUUAUGGGAGGAAAAAAAAAAUGUAUUAAUUAUCUUGCCAGAUGCAUAUCUUUGUUGAUAAUGCAAGGGGUUUAUUUCUGAAUUAUAUUUUGUAGUGAGUUAAGUUUAUUCAGAAAUUAUGCUAGGAUAUUGAUGUAUUAAAACAGCAAUGCAAAUGGUUUAACCGUUUCUAUUUAAACUUGUCUAAAGCUUUUUUAAACACAGAAACUCACUAAAAAGAAACAACAUUUUGGGUUUGGUGAGAUUUAGGUCACUUCAAGGAAAACAUUUGCAAACCAGAUAGUUGGAUAUGUUACAACAAAAAUAGUAAAUAUUACAUUUCUACCAACUAAUAUAGGAAAUUCCAUGCCAUUUGCAUUGCUGGUUUACAUCAUCAAUUGUUUAUUUUUUUUAAUUUCUAAAUAGUAUGGUGCUUUAUGAUACUUAUUCUCCAAUCUGCAUAUACAUGUAGAGCAAUAGGAAAUAUCUUUUUGACCUUGAUUUUGAAGAGACAUCUCAAUGAAUAUGUAUGCUUGAUCUUUUAUUUAAUGACAAAUUAUAGGUGACUAUUUUCUCUUCUUGAUUUUUAUUUAUGUAUGUUAGGAUAUAUAGUAAGGUUAAGUUCCAAAUUGUGAGUACAUUCCUUUUGUUGCGUAAACCCAUUGUAUAUUUCAUUGGGAAAUAGACUAAUGCCAAACUUAAAACAUUACCAAUAUUGUUUAUCCUGUAAUAGCCCUUAAGGCAUUAACAAUCUUAUGCAUGCAGUCAUGAUCAGUUUAUCCAUUUUUCCUUUGACCACAGAAUACUUGACAGGAGACAUUGAAAUGAAAUGAAAUAAAAAAGCUAAAAUUGCACCCCAAAUUCAAUUUAGGUUUAUGACAGAAAACAAAAUCUGAACAAAAUAGCAAUUACAACAAAAAGGACAAAUAAUUUGGUAGAUUUGUUUAUAAUGAAUUAUAUGUGUACACAAAUUAAAAGAAGAAAUUGAUUUUUUAUGCCACCUUAAAAUAUUACAACUUUUCUGGAUUAAUUUAAUAUUUUUUGUGAGAGCGAUCAGUAUUUUUUGUGAAAAAAAUCAACAAUUUUUAUUGGCUGAGACAACGCAAAGUUGUACAGCUGGAUUAAGAGUUUAUUUGAUCCAUUUACAUCAAAAAUUAUAAAAUUUGUUCAUGCCUGUAUGCUAAGAUUGAUUAAUUUCUAUUUAUUGGGUGCUUUAUAACUCCCAAAUGCCAUCCAAUACUCUUCUGUCCAUGUAUAUAUAAAGGUUUGUAUUCAAGUGACUUGAAAUGUAUAAUUUUGGUUUAUUUUCAGACAUUGAAACCUUGUGUAAUCCUUAUAUAAAUUAUAUAUCGAGAUCCCCUUAUAGAUGCAUACAUCUCUAUCAUCUAGCUCCUGUUGCGAGCUCACUAUCUUAUAUGAUUUGUUAGGUCUGCUACCCCAAAUAUCGGUUCAGGUUUCGAUUAUAUUGUAUAUCAUGUUUUAAAUCAGUAUUAAGGAAGAAUAAGUUAUUCCAAAGGACUUGUGUAUAUGAGUAUGGGGGGAGGUGGUGUGUAAAAUAGGCUGUAUAUUUUGUAAGUACUAGGAUUGAUAUUAUAUGCAUGAAUUUAUUAUGGUGAUCAGGAUGAAAACUUUGAUGCUUUUUCUUGACGCUCUGAGCCUGAACACAUGUCAGUAUUGUAAACAAGUUCACCCAGUAAGGUUCAUUCACACAAGAUGCUGUAGACCGCCUUAUAAAGAAUGCUGUGGCAAAAUAAAAAUAAUAACUCUUUGUGAAAGAUGGCAAAUGGACACAGGAAAAAAAAACUUUGAAAUAUAAGCAUACACGUCCAUCAGUGUGUGUAAAGAUGCAGAAAAAUCAUAUAGGGACUUUUCAUUUUGCUUCAGCAUACUUUAAAGCAGUUUAACAUGUUAGGUGUGAAAGAGGUUGAAGAGGGUUCACAUAUUUCUCUGAAGCAGUCGACUGUUUGAAAAUGGACUGUUUUUUAUUGGAAACUGGUUUAUGACAGCAACUAAAAGUAUUCUUUCUGUGAAGAAUGGCUGAUUUUUUUUCUCUGCAGCUGGUAUAGAUAUUUUAAUGUAUUUUUGGUCUUUGAAGAGAGGGCACAAUACAUCUCUCGUCAGAUUCCUCAUUUUUGGUGCUGCCUUAAUAGUUUGGAGCUAGAAGGACAUUAAUUCAUAUACUCCAUCACACAGUUAAUGCCCUUCUGGGUCUCGACUUCUAAACACAUUAUUUUCCGUAUUGCAUUAGAGCAUCAGAGAUUUCAUUCUGACCGUCACCAGAGUGAUUCAUGCAGGCUAAGGUGUGUCAGUGACUCUUAUUCGGGAGCUUUCUGUGCCCAUGCCUCAUGACAUCGAUGGUUCGCUUUAAACUCUUCACAAACCAAGCACAUUUUGAAGAAUCUGAUCCAUUGGUAGGUUAAUCAAUUCAAUAGAACAAUUGAAAAUCCAGUUUUUCUUUAAUUGGUAACAAUUUAUAAGAGGGAUUACAAAAGAUACACCCUGUGUAUUGUAGCAAUGGUAGAUUCUGAAAUGACAUGGCCAUUUGACAACACUCAUUUAUGAGCCAACCUUUGCUGAAGAUGUUUAUUGCUGAAAUCAUAUGAUGUCAUGUUGGUAUGAGAUACAGAAUGAUUCUUGUAUGUUAUAGUUAAUCCCUGUUUGGACCGGGACUAACUUGUUAAAAACUUCUAUGCAUUCUGUAUAGGUACAUUGUUAUAUAAGGACAUUUUCUAUCGCAAUCACAAAUACGUGAUUACUGUAAGUAAGGUAUUAUCUUGUAAAUAAGGUAUAUAUAAGGAACCAGAUCAUUACAGGUAUUGUACAGGUGUAAGAUAAAAGUUGUAAAAUAAGCCAAAAAGGUUCAUAUUACUGUAAAUUUUAAGUAUGAAUCUGUUGUUCAACUCCUACCAAAUUAUCUUUAUGUGAGCAAGAUUUAUAUGAGUACUUCCAAAGAAAGUAACAAGGAUGAAAAUAUGUUCCAAAUGUGCUCUAUAUCUAUCAAGAAAUGCAUGGCAUACUGUAUGAAAAGUGCUUGUUUGUAAGUUGUUUGUCUUGAUUUUUAUUAAUUGGGAGGACUUUUGUGUUCUAAAACAGAAUGUUGUAUUUUUGUAGAAGAAAGUCUUUUCAAAGAGAGGAUAUAGAAAGAGGAUUGGAAUUGAACUGAUGCAGAAUUUUUGUAAUUGCUUGUAAAUCAGUUAAGAGAAGUAGACGGAAUGGUACCAACAAGUUAUAAGCAAACAAGGAUGAUAUUUUUGGGUCUGUCUUCUGCUAAAUCAGAUACACGACCCAUGGUCUAAAAUCACAUUUCACAAAACAAAAAUUUAGACCUCAGUGUGACUUUCUUUGUUGAGCCCAAUUUUGGGCUAAUGCCUAAAACCAAGUGUCGGAUUAAAAUUGGAUCUUUGAAAUAAAUAUCAUGUUUUUGUCUCAAGACAUGUGGCAUUUGGCCCAUUCACACACAAGAAAAAAGUGAAAUUUUAAGGUUGAAUCACAAUUCAGGUCCCAUGUUAUGUGUGCUUGUUUCCAUGUUGGAUAUAUGAAAUAGAUUUUCAGUAUCUCACUUGUAGUGACUCGUUCUAGAGAGUGCACAGCAAUAACUUCAGUGCGACUUUAUCAUGAACCAAAUCUUACGUAUGAGUGAGAUGUUUAAGCCGCCAGGUCUGUUAGAUGCACAUGAAAAAAGGGUGAGAUUCUGAUCACUGUUAAAAGAAAAUGAUUGUUGGAUUUCAAAAAUUGCUCUGUGUGUGAAUGGCCUAUUGCUACCGAUGACAAAGUCUGGUCGGUAUUAAGACUUUUUGAGAGCAAAAUGUCAUUAGAUAGAAAGGAAUCUAUAUUAAUGCUCUUUGUAAAUGAGAAGUUACAAUAUGCUGCCAAAGAAAUGGCUUUAUGUGGAAUGAUGCAAGAGAGGAUUAUUGUCAUGAGAAAAGUUUAGUCAGCUCUGAUCUGAAUUUUUAAACUUGGUUUCUUUGAACUUGGACAUUGUAUAUUUGUAUCAUUGAGAUAAUGUGUGCUUGCAAAGAUUUACAGAUUAUGUAAUCUGUAGCAACAAAAAAAGGACUGGUUAUAGUUCAAAAUAUGAGUGCAUUUAAAAAGACGCUGAAGGAUAUAUUGCAACAAAAAUUUGAUCAGAUAGGAUUUAUAAGGUAGGAGUUCCAUGCAAUGUGAGAAUAGAAGAACAUGACAGAUUCGAUUUGAAGGUAGGGAUAAUAAUUAUAGGGCUUUAAGGUAUUGAAGGUCUCAUGAAGAUGAAAUCUAAUUCAGUAUUGUAAGAAUUAGGAUGAUUUAUGAAGGUUUGCAAUUGUUGCUUUGUUUGACCCUGUAUAUGCAGGCACUUUAUGUCAUUGGUGUGUUUUCCCUCCAAGUCAGGGACAAAAAUGAGAGAGCCUUUGUAAUGCAUGCUUGAUGAUAGUGAUGAUGAUGACGAUGAUGAUGAUGGUGAUGAUGAUGAUGAUGAUGAUGAUGAUGAUGAUGAUGAAAAUAUACAAUUAAAAAGCAUGUCAACAACAACAGAUUUCAUUGUCUCAGAAUGAGCAAUGAAGGUGUUGAUUGUUGAUUACUAAACAACAAAUCUA